This is a messenger RNA of Aegilops tauschii subsp. strangulata, 2011 nucleotides long. Its product is annotated as transcription initiation factor TFIID subunit 9. The record is from RefSeq and is a predicted model, not a curated record. Gene Ontology annotation, cellular component: SAGA complex; transcription factor TFIID complex. Gene Ontology annotation, molecular function: RNA polymerase II general transcription initiation factor activity; protein heterodimerization activity; transcription coactivator activity. NCBI's taxonomy places the organism in Eukaryota, Viridiplantae, Streptophyta, Magnoliopsida, Poales, Poaceae. Gene Ontology annotation, biological process: DNA-templated transcription initiation; RNA polymerase II preinitiation complex assembly.
GAUUGUAUCCAUGACAUGGGGAAUAUAAAUUGCAUCAUGUAAGCAUUUAUCUAGACCUUCAGGUACGGUCUGCUUCCAACAACAUUGUUUUUAAGUAAUGCAUCAUUGAGAAGACAUGAUGCUUUCAUACUAAAUAUUUUCUUCAUGUCUGCAGACAUAUCCAAGAUGUCGAUACAUAAGUCACCAAUUUUUGAAGAGGGCAAUGUCAAUAUGGGCAGCAAGCUUGAUGUUGUGUUUUCCCCCUUGCUCUACCAUACACCACUGAAAUUUUGCUCCAAUGCAAUGAAUUGUAUAAACCGUAGAUGCUUGAUAUUUUUAGUACCCUUUCUGCUACAUAUUCAAUACUGUUGAAAGCUUUUGAAUGCUCAGUCUGAGGAGUGAGCUCACAUUACACACCAUAGAGUAGAUCGAGAAGUUUCAGUCUCUUUCCUCUUGUUCUGAAGAGUGCUACCAUAAAAGUGCCAUAUUGUUGACAUAAAAAUUAGUUUUCAGCAACUCUGACAUACCACUUCUAAACAUUGUAAAGCAGACAGGUUGUACGAGUGAAAAAAUGUCGGCGUGAGGUAUGGCUAUGGAGGCAACGAGACGAUUUCUUUAGCCUGAGACAUUGUGAUGGGGAGCUUCCUGUUAAGAGAUUCUUUUGUGUAACUCUUAGCCACUGAAUCUGGUAUUAUGGAUGGACAUGAUUGAUUGUGUCAAACAUGAGUCGUGUUUUGGGUAUCGUGUCAAACAUGAGUCGUUUGUAUGGUCAACUUGGACAAAACAUGAUCAUUUAUUUUCAAAUUUAUUAAGUCAUUAUCUUAUAGUACUAACACAUGAUUUUUUUCCUCAUACAAAUAUAUCAAAACAUAAUAUUUUUAUUCAUAAAGAUUACUCAAGUUAUGAUUCUCUGACUAUUAGUUUGGUGGAUACCAUGCAAAAAAAUCUACAAAUGCAUAAAAAAAUCAAUCCGAAUAUCGAAUUAUAAGAAGACGUGCAUUGCACGUGCAUACUAACUAGUUGGUGAGAAAAGCGAAUAUCUAUUUCAGGAAAAAAACUUUCAUGGAAAAUAAAUAGAGAGAAAUAAAACAGAGAGAAAAAUGGAGUGGGAUGAAAUAACUAAGACAGAGAAAAAAACUAAAAAAUAAAUCGACGCCUGAGAGAUUCGAACUCUCGCGGGGAAACCCCAUGUACUUAGCAGGCACACGCCUUAACCACUCGGCCAAAGCGUCUUCGAUGGCAGCAAUACAACUUUCCAUCUUUUAAAAGGCACAACAUGUAACCCUGAUUCGUUCCCCGAAACCCCCACCAGCCAGGACACAGCAAUCAGACCAUGGACAGCGGCGGCGUGCGGCCAUCGCUUCCGUCCGCGGCGGCGGCGGCGGGAGGAGCCUCCGGCCCGGACGAGCCUCGCGACGCGCGCGCGGUGCGGGAGCUCCUCCGGUCGAUGGGGCUCGGCGAGGGCGAGUACGAGCCGCGCGUAGUGCACCAGUUCCUGGACCUGGCCUACCGCUACGUCCGGGACGUGCUCGGCGACGCCCAGGUCUACGCCGACCACGCGGCCAAGCCCCAGCUCGACGCCGACGACGUUCGCCUCGCCAUCCAGGCCAAGGUCAACUUCUCCUUCUCCCAGCCGCCGCCCCGCGAGGUUCUACUUGAGUUGGCACGCAGCCGGAACAAGAUCCGGCUGCCCAAGUCUAUCGCUCCACCUGGCUCGAUUCCUCUUCCACCUGAGCAGGACACUUUGUUAAGUGAAAACUACCAGCUCCUACCCGCACUGAAGCCACCAACUCAGACUGAAGAAGCAGAAGAUGACAACGAGAGAGCCGACGCAAUCCCUGCCAAUCCCAGUUCAAACUAUUCGCAGGAUCAGAGAGGCAGCGAGCAACAUCAGCCUCAGAGCCAGAGCCAGAGGGUUUCUUUCCAACUGAACGCGGUGGCUGCCGCGGCUGCAAAACGCCCUCUAGUGACAAUUGAUCAGUUGAGCAUGGGCUAACUAACUGAUGCCUGUGCAGCUUGCUGGGACCGCCCU